Phalacrocorax carbo (great cormorant) is the source of this 1377-nucleotide messenger RNA. NCBI's taxonomy places the organism in Eukaryota, Metazoa, Chordata, Aves, Suliformes, Phalacrocoracidae. The record is from RefSeq and is a predicted model, not a curated record.
CCGCCAGCCCGCCCUCCCGGCCCCGGCGGUGGGCGGAGCGGGGAGCGGCCCCGACCCUGCGGCGGCCGGAACGGCAGGCGGCCGAGCAGGCGGAGCCAGCGCGGCGGCGGGCAGCUGCGACAUGUCGCACCCGUCCCCACUCGCCCGGCCCAGCAAGCCCUGCAACCCCCGCGCCUUCUUCGAUGUGGACAUCGGGGGCGAGCGAGUUGGACGCAUUGUCUUUGAAUUAUUUGCUGACGUGGUACCUAAAACUGCUGAAAAUUUCCGUGCGUUAUGUACAGGAGAGAAAGGAACAGGGCCUACUACUGGAAAACCUCUCCAUUAUAAAGGAUGUCCUUUCCACAGAAUUAUUAAGGAAUUCAUGAUCCAGGGUGGAGAUUUCUCAAACCAAAAUGGCACAGGUGGAGAAAGUAUAUAUGGUGAAAAAUUUGAAGAUGAAAACUUCCAUUAUAAGCAUGAUAAACCAGGGCUGCUGAGCAUGGCAAAUGCAGGACCUGGUACUAAUGGCUCUCAGUUCUUCAUUACAACGGUGCCUACUUCUCACCUGGACGGGAAGCAUGUGGUGUUUGGCCAAGUCAUCAAAGGAAUGGGUGUAGUUAAACUAUUAGAAAAUGUUGAAGUGAAAGGAGAAAGUCCUGCUAAGUUGUGCGUCAUUGCAGAAUGUGGAGAGCUGAAGGAAGGAGAUGACUGGGGAAUUGUUCUCCAGGACGGAUCUGGAGAUGCUCAUCCAGAUUUUCCUGAAGAUUCAGAUAUAGACUUAAAAGAUGUUGACAAGAUUGUGGCCAUAGCAGAAGACAUAAAGAAUAUAGGAAAUACUUUCUUCAAAUCGCAAAAUUGGGCAGUGGCAGCUAAAAAGUAUAGUAAAAGCUUACGGUAUGUAGAAGCUUCUGAAACAGUGGCAGAGGAGGCAGACAAACCAAAGUUAAAGACUGUUGCUUUGACCUGUGUUUUAAACAUUGGUGCUUGUAAACUAAAACUGUCGGAUUGGCAGGGAGCCAUUGAAAGUUGUUCAGAGGCUCUUAAAAUAGAUCCAGCAAAUACUAAAGCUCUCUACAGACGGGCUCAAGGAUGGCAGGGAAUAAAAGAUCUCGAUCAGGCAUUGGCUGAUCUUAAAAAAGCUCAUGAAAUAGCCCCUGAAGACAAAGCAGCUAUCCAGACGGAAACACUCAGAAUCAAACAGAAGAUAAAAGCCCAAAAGGAGAAAGAGAAGGCAGCUUAUGCUAAAAUGUUUGCUUGAUUUUUUUUCUUAACGUUCAAAUUAUGCACUAACUCACACAAAAGGUUAAAGGGAGCUGCUUCUUUCAUUUGCCCUGUGCUGCAGUUUUCAGUGUUUACAACUCAACAAUCUAACAAUAAAGACAAACUGUUCAAAGGUGA